AUAAAAUCUUUUUUUUCUUACUGUAUCUGACUCGAAACAGAAAGAGCUUGAGGUCUUUUUGAAGGAGAUCUACCUCGCCAUUCUCGAAAAACGAAACUCGCCCACCUUCCAAAAACAGUAUUUCAUGGAGAUCUUGGAAAGGCUAGCGGGCGAUCCGCGGGCGUUAGUCGAGAUCUAUCUCAACUAUGACUGUGACAGAACGGCGCUAGAAAAUAUUUUCCAGAAUAUGAUCGAGCAGCUGUCACGGUACUGCAGCGUACCAGUUGCUGUGAAUGCCUUGCAGCAGCAGACAUUCCAGGAACACUAUGUUAAGAUCUCGAAGCUGGGGAGCGAAUGGCAUCAGCGUGGUACCCUGCCCCCUUCUCUCACAACCGCCAAUAUUGCCAAUGCCCAGCAGCCCAAUCUGCAAAAUGUACCUCCAGAGUAUAUACUGAAGAAUCAAGCGGUUGAGUGUUUGGUGGAGAUUCUGCAAUCGUUAGACAACUGGGCCUCACAGCGCAUAGCGGAUCAGCCCGCUGCUGUCCCAAAUCACUCAUCGCAAAAGUCCAUGGAUAACUCCAGAGAGUCGCUUGACACAAACGUCGGCGCCUACCUGUCCUCACCGAGGGUUGAUGGCGAUGGCAGUACCGGUCGGUCCACGCCAGUGGCCGAAGACGACCCUGGUCAGAUAGAAAAAGUUAAGCAGCGGAAGAUUGCCCUCACGAAUGCCAUCCAGCAAUUCAACUUCAAACCCAAGCGCGGUAUCAAGCUUUUUGUGCAAGAAGGCUUCGUACGGCCCGACUCUCCGGAAGACAUGGCGAACUUCCUGGUCCGAAACGAUCGGCUGGAUAAGGCCAUGCUGGGUGAAUAUCUUGGUGAGGGAGAUGCGGAUAACAUCGCCAUCAUGCACGCCUUCGUGGACACGAUGGAGUUUGCCAAGCGGCGUUUUGUGGAUGCUCUCCGUCAAUUCCUCCAACACUUCCGACUCCCAGGAGAGGCCCAGAAGAUCGAUCGAUUCAUGCUCAAGUUCGCUGAGCGGUACACAACUCAGAACCCCAAUGCCUUUGCUAACGCCGACACGGCUUACGUGCUUUCGUACUCCGUCAUCAUGCUCAACACCGACCAGCACAGUUCCAAGAUCCGGGGUAAUCGUAUGACCAAGGAGGACUUCAUCAAGAACAAUCGGGGUAUCAACGAUAAUCAGGAUUUGCCUAAUGAUUAUCUGGGAGCCAUCUACGAUGAGAUUGCGAAUAACGAAAUCGUGCUUGACACGGAACGAGAGCAUGCCGCCAACGUCGGAAUCCCUACGUCCACCCCGGCUGGCCUGGCUUCUCGGGCUGGGCAGGUUUUCGCAACUGUGGGACGCGACAUCCAGGGCGAGAAGUAUGCGCAGGCGUCGGAGGAAAUGGCCAACAAAACCGAGCAACUCUACAGAAGCCUCAUCCGCGCCCAACGGAAGACCGCGGUCAAAGAAGCCCUUUCGCGUUUCAUCCCCGCAACCUCAGUCCGGCAUGUCGGUUCGAUGUUCAAUGUUACCUGGAUGUCUUUCCUUUCCGGCCUUUCUGCUCCCAUGCAGGAUACCCAAUACCUGGAAAUCAUCAAGCUCUGCAUGGAGGGAAUGAAGCUUGCCAUUCGUAUUAGCUGCGCGUUCGACCUGGAGACCCCUCGGGUUGCAUUCGUGACAGCUCUUGCCAAGUUCACGAACCUGGGCAACAUCAGAGAAAUGGUGGCCAAGAACGUGGAAGCUUUGAAGGUCUUGCUCGAUGUCGCUUUGUCGGAAGGAAACCGGCUGAAGAGCUCUUGGAGAGAAAUCUUGACCUGUGUCAGCCAACUCGAUCGACUCCAGCUCCUGACGGAUGGCGUCGAUGAGGGAUCUCUCCCCGACGUGUCUCGGGCUCGCAUCGUGCCCCAGGCAUCUUCGGAUGGCUCCCGUAGGUCGAUUCAAUCGGCCAGACGGCCUCGUCCGCGGUCGGUCAAUGGCCCGGCCGCUUUCCGUGCUGAAGUCGCCAUGGAAAGUCGAUCCGCUGAAAUGAUUCGGGGUGUGGAUCGCAUAUUUACUAAUACCGCCAAUCUCUCCCACGAGGCUAUUAUCGACUUUAUCCGGGCGCUGAGCGAUGUGAGUUGGCAGGAGAUUCAGUCCUCGGGACAAACCGACUCUCCGCGGACAUACAGUCUGCAGAAGCUGGUUGAGAUCAGUUACUACAACAUGACCCGAGUCAGGAUCGAGUGGUCGAAGAUCUGGGAGGUUCUUGGACAACACUUCAAUCAUGUCGGAUGUCAUUCAAACACCACGGUUGUCUUCUUUGCCUUGGAUUCACUUCGGCAGCUCUCCAUGCGCUUCAUGGAGAUCGAGGAACUGCCGGGAUUCAAGUUCCAAAAGGACUUCCUCAAGCCCUUCGAGCAUGUCAUGGCCAACAGCAAUGCCGUAACAGUAAAGGAUAUGAUUCUGCGGUGUCUCAUUCAGAUGAUCCAGGCACGGGGCGACAACAUCCGAUCUGGUUGGAAAACAAUGUUCGGCGUGUUCACUGUCGCUGCUCGGGAGCCCUACGAGGGCAUUGUAAACAUGGCCUUCGAGCAUGUCACGCAGGUCUACAACACUCGCUUUGGUGUCGUUAUCACACAGGGCGCAUUCCCCGAUCUGAUCGUUUGCCUCACGGAGUUUUCUAAGAACAUGAAGUUCCAGAAGAAGUCCCUGCAGGCGAUUGAACUCCUUAAAUCCACCGUCACAAAAAUGCUCAGGGCACCCGAAUGUCCUCUCUCCCACCGCGGCGCUCAAGCGCAAGAGGUUAUCAUUGACUCCACGAAUCUCGCCAAACAGCUUACGCGCCAGUCGAAGGAGGAGCAGUUCUGGUACCCUAUCUUGAUUGCCUUCCAGGACAUCCUGAUGACUGGCGAUGACCUUGAGGCUCGAUCGCGGGCAUUGACGUAUCUUUUUGAUACAUUGAUCCGACACGGUGGCGACUUCCCUCAAGAGUUCUGGGACGUUCUUUGGCGCCAGCUUCUUUACCCCAUCUUCGUCGUGCUGCAGUCGAAGUCUGAGAUGUCCAAAGUACCCAACCACGAGGAACUUUCGGUGUGGCUUUCGACGACAAUGAUCCAGGCGCUGAGAAAUAUGAUUACCCUCUUCACACAUUAUUUCGACGCGCUGGAGUACAUGCUUGACCGCAUCUUGGAGCUGCUUACUCUUUGCAUUUGCCAGGAGAACGACACAAUCGCCCGCAUUGGUAGCAACUGUUUGCAGCAACUGAUACUGCAGAAUGUCAUGAAGUUUGGGCAAGAGCACUGGACCAAGGUCGUAGGUGCCUUCGUCGAGCUAUUCAGCAAGACUACCGCCUAUGAGCUGUUCACGGCGGCUGCGACUAUCUACUCGAAGCCGUCGAACUCACAGAAACCGGCCAAUGGCGAGACGGACGGCUCCGAGGAUGGCACGGGAGAGUCGGCCGACUCGGCCUCAGUCCCGGAAAAUUUCGGCGACUCAUCGAAGACCAACGGGUUGCAGCAUGUGGAAAAUGAGCAUGAGGAGGGUGACAUGCCCGCCGCGUCCAACACGGAGCUGGAGGACUACCGACCUCAAGCCGAUGUGCAACAACAGCCAGCCGCCGUCACCGUCGCACGACGUCGGUUUUUCAACCGGAUCAUAACCAACUGCGUGCUUCAAUUACUCAUGAUUGAAACUGUACACGAGUUGUUCUCCAACGACAAGGUCUACGCACAGAUCCCGAGUCCUGAGCUUCUCCGGUUGAUGGGACUGCUGAAAAAGAGUUACCAGUUCGCCAAGAAGUUCAAUGAAGACAAGGAGCUCCGUAUGCAGCUCUGGCGCCAGGGCUUCAUGAAGCAGCCACCAAACCUGCUGAAGCAGGAGAGUGGGAGCGCUGCGACUUACGUCCAUAUUCUUUUCCGCAUGUAUCAUGACGAGAGGGAGGAAAGGAAGAGCAAUCGUGUGGCGACAGAAGCCGCACUCAUCCCACUCUGUGCCGAUAUCAUUCGCAGCUUCGUCCUCCUGGAUGAAGACUCGCAACAUCGCAACAUAGUAGCCUGGCGUCCCGUUGUUGUCGAUGUACUCGACGGUUACACCAACUUCCCAUCCGAAGGCUUUGAUAAACAUGUCCAGACCUUCUACCCACUGUGCGUCGAUCUAUUAAGUCGUAACCUCAACCCUGAAAUCCGGGUGGCUCUUCAGGCCCUGCUCCGGAGAAUCGGUGAGGUGAAAUUGGGGGUUCCGGUGAUGCACACGCCUAUUACUCCGAGGAAGUCGAUUUCCCAGUCCUCCGCUCGCGAAUCGAGUAGCUAGCCUUGACUGGGGGAUGUUCCAAGCCUUAAUUUUCUCUAUCCCUAUUUUUCUUAUUACCGUUUUUGGAUAUCCUCGCCACCUUGAUUGUUGGGCUUGUCUCACACCUGAUGGAAUAACUUGUAGACUUAGCAAUGCUUGUCGGUU
Molecule: messenger RNA, 4414 nt
Organism: Aspergillus steynii IBT 23096
Lineage: Eukaryota; Fungi; Ascomycota; Eurotiomycetes; Eurotiales; Aspergillaceae
Product: Arf family guanine nucleotide exchange factor SEC7
Exons: 5
Coding region: 125-4270 (1381 amino acids)
Biological process (GO): regulation of ARF protein signal transduction
Molecular function (GO): guanyl-nucleotide exchange factor activity
Source: RefSeq, a predicted model, not a curated record